AUGAACAUUGUGAAGGUUGUUGCAAUUCUUGCUGUCAUUCAAUUGUUGGUGCAGCCUGGACAGGCCAUCACUUGCGGUCAAGUGGACGCGGCUUUGGCACCGUGCAUUCCCUAUCUUACUGGAGGUGGUGAGCCAUCCGGCGCCUGCUGUGGUGGGGUGAAAGCCAUCCAAGGGAUGGCUCAAACCACCGCUGACAAGAGGGCUUGCUGCACCUGUGUUAAGGCGGCUGCCAAUCGCUAUGCAAACUUGAAGGAUGACGCGGCUCAGGCUCUGCCUAUGAAGUGUGGUGUCUCAAUGGACAUUCCUGUCUCCCGAAGUGUCAACUGUGAAAUGUCAGUUCUUCCAUUUUAUAUUCUUUAGUUAUGGCCAUAUCGUGUAUGAUGCCUUCGUUACAAUUGCAUC
Molecule: messenger RNA, 402 nt
Organism: Olea europaea var. sylvestris
Lineage: Eukaryota; Viridiplantae; Streptophyta; Magnoliopsida; Lamiales; Oleaceae
Product: non-specific lipid-transfer protein A-like
Exons: 2
Coding region: 1-360 (119 amino acids)
Biological process (GO): lipid transport
Cellular component (GO): membrane
Molecular function (GO): lipid binding
Source: RefSeq, a predicted model, not a curated record